AGAAGAAACGAAAUAUUUGAAAAGCUCACAAUUUCAAUUUCUCCCACAAAACAACAACUUCAAAUCAGCACAAAGCUACAUCAAGAUGGUUCGUUUUUAUUCCCUCGCUCUUCCCCUUUUGUUGGCCACUGCAGCUGCUGAUGCCCAUGAUGCUAUCGGUGACCUCAUUCCUUCCUCGGAACUGUUGCCUGAAGAAGGACCAACGGUUGAGACAACCAUGGUCUUUGGCACCGGAGAGAAUCACAACUUCAAGACGUUUGGAGAUGAGCUCUUUGACUACAAUGGUGAAUGCGACCUGAUCUUGUUGAAUGAUCCUUCGUUCAAGCGCGAAUUGGGCAUGCGCAUUGACAUUCGUACCCAAAUCCACGGUUCUGCAUCUGGUGUGACCCAAGCUGCAGUCAGAAUCGGUGACCAGGUUCUGGAGGUUGCUGGAGGACAGGGCAAGGAAUGGAUCUGGGUCAAUGGAGUGCCCAAUGAAGACCUUGAGGAUGGUGAAUGGUACCUUUCUUCGAUUGAUGGAUUGGUGGUUCGCUUGAGAGAAGAUGGGGAUGACCGUGAGGCCGUCAUUUACGUGGAUGGAUACAUCGAAAAGCUUGUCUUCAAGGCCAACCGUGCCCACGACUUUGUUCAUCUGGAUAUGGAGCGAAAGGGCGGAAAGGGCAGCAAGAACUACGAAGGUUCCACUGGACUGUUGGGAUCUCAUGCUCUCAAUGGUCUCCGUGUGGGCCGUGAUGGCGAGACUCUGAUUCAAGAUAUCAAUGAGUUUGCCCAAGAGUGGCAAGUUCGUGAAGAUGAAGAUCGCCUUUUCCACAACUACGAUGAUACCAUGGUCUUGGCUCCUUCCAAGUGUCUUCUUCUUUCCGGCAACGCUGCCGAGAGGCGUGCCUUGCGAAGCAGCAAAUAGGUUGCUCUUGAUGUUCAGCCGAUUGCUUUCAGGCUUCGAUAGAAAGUAUCUACUUAAUUAAUAAUCCUCCUUGACAGAG
Molecule: messenger RNA, 983 nt
Organism: Seminavis robusta
Lineage: Eukaryota; Bacillariophyta; Bacillariophyceae; Naviculales; Naviculaceae
Source: the annotation of a GenBank genome assembly